UUUGAUCAGUGAUUUUUUUUCGUAGAAUCUUUAAACUUGUCUGAUUUAAAAAAAUGCUUUGGGUUUUCGAUGCAUUUUUGAAAACCUCAUCAUUUUGUUGAUGAUUCAUGAUCAGCAAUACUUCCAUCAUUUGUUUUGUUUACAGAAAAAAAAAAGCGAAGUAGCAAGUUGAUUUCCGCUCUUAUUUAUGUGAAGUAGGUGUGAGGAAACACUCGUCUCUGUCCCUUCCGCUCCUACCCGAAACCCUCAGCGAAAAAUAGAAGUGAGGAAGUCGCGAACGAAGAAGGAGGUCAAAAAGAUCAUUAUAUUAAUUAAAUUAUCCAACAAUAACUUAGAGGAGUCCAGGUUUACCUUUCCUCGUUUGGCUUCGUUCCUUCGCAUGGGUGUAGAGUUUUGCACGAGUUCUUCUUGGUCGCUGUCGACUUUGCUACUUCGACGACGUUCCCUUCCUGUUGGAGCGGAAGUUACGACAUUUUUUUUUGAUCGGAAGCAACAACGGAGCUCGCUUGCUGUGAAGGGCUUGCAUGAUCAAAGAAAUGAAGCUUAGGGGGUUCCUUCCAGUGCUAUUGAGCUUGAACUUGGUCAUAUUGACUGUUAUUGCUUUGUCACAGACAUGCCCAGCUGAUAUCAAUGCCAAGUGCGGUGAUGAUUCUUCAGAUGGAUGGGAAGGGGAGUUCUUUCCUGGAAUUUCCAAAAUCAAAUAUGAGGGUCCUAAUAGCAAGAACCCACUUUCAUAUAAGUGGUAUAAUGCUGAUGAGGAGAUUCUUGGAAAGAAAAUGAAGGAUUGGCUGAGAUUUAGCGUUGCUUUCUGGCAUACAUUCCGUGGAACUGGAGCUGAUCCUUUUGGUUCUCCGACAAAAACAUGGCCAUGGGAAGAUGGCACAAAUUCAGUAGCAAUGGCCAAAAGAAGAAUGAAAGCAAACUUCGAGUUCAUUAACAAGUUAGGAGUUGAAAGAUGGUGUUUUCAUGACAGAGACAUUGCACCUGAUGGAAAAACACUUGCGGAAACUAAUGAAAAUUUAGAUGAAGUAAUUGCUGUUGCAAAGCAACUUCAAGAGGGCACUAAUAUCAGGCCAUUAUGGGGCACAGCCCAACUUUUCAUGCAUCCUCGUUACUUGCACGGUGCUGCCACUAGCUCUGAGGUUGGAGUUUAUGCUUAUGCUGCAGCUCAAGUCAAGAAAGCUAUGGAGGUCACCCAUUAUCUUGGAGGAGAAAACUAUGUUUUCUGGGGCGGUCGAGAAGGGUACCAAACUCUCUUGAAUACUGAUAUGAAAAGAGAACUUGAUCACCUGGCAAAGUUUCUCCAAGCCGCUGUUGACUGGAAGAAGAAGAUUGGGUUUACUGGCACUCUGUUGAUAGAACCAAAGCCCCAAGAACCUACCAAACACCAGUAUGAUUGGGAUGCUGCUACCACAUAUGCUUUUUUACAGAAGUAUGGCCUUGAAGGAGAGUUCAAAUUGAACAUUGAAUGUAAUCAUGCUACUCUAUCUGGUCAUAGCUGCCACCAUGAACUUGAAACUGCAAGAAUAAAUGGAUUGCUGGGUAACAUUGAUGCUAACACUGGCGAUCCUCAAAUUGGAUGGGAUACUGAUCAGUUCCUCACAGACUUCGGAGAGGCCACUUUGGUUAUGCUAAGUGUGAUUAGAAAUGGAGGAUUGGCCCCUGGCGGCUUCAACUUUGAUGCUAAAUUGCGGAGAGAGAGCACUGAUGUGGAGGAUAUUUUCCUCGCUCACAUUUCUGGCAUGGACACUUUGGCUCGAGGCCUCCGAAAUGCUGCCAAGAUCAUUGAGGAUGGUUCGCUCGCCGAGCUUGUGAGGAAACGAUAUCAAAGCUUUGACUCAGAGAUUGGUGCUCUAAUUGAGGCUGGGAAGGCUGACUUUGAGACACUGGAGAAGAAGGCUAUGGAAUGGGGUGAACCAAAUGUUCCCUCUGGAAAGCAGGAACUUGCUGAGAUCAUUUUCCAGUCUGCAUUAUAAGUAUGUAACAGUUACCCAUCUACUACAGUAAUAAGUAGAGUUGGUCUUUUCUACUAAUUUGUUGGUAUUUACUCAAUCAAAUCUCCUCCAUAGGUUUUGAUUGUAUGAUCAACUCUAGAGUCUAGUUUUUUCUUGUGCUGAUAAUUAUUUAAUUAACAGCUGAAUCUCACUAUCAUUGAAUUGAAAUUGCUGGAAUAAAUGGCAAGUUUUAAAAAGAGGAUUUAAUAUU
This is a messenger RNA of Dendrobium catenatum, 2205 nucleotides long. RefSeq names its product xylose isomerase. Gene Ontology annotation, molecular function: xylose isomerase activity. NCBI's taxonomy places the organism in Eukaryota, Viridiplantae, Streptophyta, Magnoliopsida, Asparagales, Orchidaceae. Bases 525 to 1976 code for a protein of 483 amino acids. The record is from RefSeq and is a predicted model, not a curated record. The transcript is spliced from 21 exons. Gene Ontology annotation, biological process: carbohydrate metabolic process.